Molecule: messenger RNA, 1916 nt
Organism: Zingiber officinale
Lineage: Eukaryota; Viridiplantae; Streptophyta; Magnoliopsida; Zingiberales; Zingiberaceae
Product: probable serine/threonine-protein kinase DDB_G0291350
Exons: 7
Coding region: 727-1773 (348 amino acids)
Biological process (GO): protein phosphorylation
Cellular component (GO): cytoplasm
Molecular function (GO): protein serine/threonine kinase activity; ATP binding
Source: RefSeq, a predicted model, not a curated record
UUAGAAACAAUGGGAACAUAUGGAAUUGAUUCUCAGCAAAACUAGAUUAAAGCUGCGAUUUCUAUUCUCGUUUACAAUCGUAGCAAGUAUCUCCAAUUAUUAGCUUGAAAUGCUGGGAAAAGAUGAACAAAGCUUCGAUUGAUCAUCUUGUAAUAUCAAAGUUGGGAUUUUUUUUAUCCUCGUUUUCUGUCACAGAAAGUCAAAUAUCUUCGAAUUAUUAGCUUGAAAUGUUCGGAAGAGGCGAGAAAAGUUUGAAAUUAAUUUCUUAACAAAAUCUGGAUUGAAGUCGGGAUGGAUUCUGUUCUUGAAUAGGUUACCUCCGUUGGAAUCGGAGAAGCGUCAGGCGAUUCUUGAAGGAACGGAGAAAGGCUCCGUUGACUGCGGCGGCGGCGUUCUCGAUGCUCUUGAUCGAGGUGAAGAGGGUGGCAUCGAGCUCGGCUUCGCCGAAGUGGGAGCAGGCGCCGGGAAGAGUCAGUCCUGCGAGGCGGCGAGGGCUGCCCUCCUUAACCAUUUUCCUUCUCGAUCCUUUUCGACCUCCUUCGCCGGCGUCGGAGAGAGAAAACGAGAGCUGCCGAGUUGACUUCUGGACAAACAGCACAAACCUUGCUCGAGAACAAUUUUAGGUUUUUAUCAAAGAGAUUGCUGGAUUCUACAGAGCCCAACAUUGCCUCCAAGGCUUAGGGGAAAGAGAGAGAGCGAGAGAGGGCGAGAGAAAGAGGAGGAGAGAUGGGAUGCUCCAUCUCGGGCCUCAACGCCCUCUACGAUGCCGUUAACGGCGGCGGCGACGACGUCUGGAUCAACGACAACCGCUUCCGGAUCCUGAGGCAGCUCGGCGAGGGCGGAUUCGCCUUCGUCUUCCUCGUCAAAGAGGUCGUCGCCGAUGGCAACUCCACUCUUGCUAGCAAGAAGUCGAUCAAUCCCUCCCACAACUCAGAUGAUGGAACAUAUGCCAUGAAGAAAGUCAUUAUCCAGACAGAGGAGCAGCUGGAGCUGGUUAAGCAGGAGAUCCACGUCUCGUCCCUGUUCAAUCAUCCUAAUUUGCUUCCUCUCAUUGACCAUGCUAUCAUUCCUGUUAAGGGUACACAAGAUGGAUCACGAAAGCAUGAAGCCUACUUAUUGUUCCCUGUUCAUCUGGAUGGAACUUUACUUGAUCUGGCAAAAAUUAUGCAAUCAAAGAAGGAAAGUUUUCCAACAAUCACGGUUCUUCACAUCUUCAGACAGCUUUGUGAUGGCCUGAAGCACAUGCAUAGUUUUGAUCCUCCAUAUGCUCAUAAUGAUGUAAAACCUGGUAAUGUUCUCAUAACGCACAGGAAGGGACAGCCGCCCAUUGCUAUUUUAAUGGAUUUUGGAAGUGCACAACCUGCGAGAAAAGAAAUUCGCUCAAGGUCAGAGGCAUUGCAUUUACAGGAAUGGGCUAGUGAGCAUUGUUCUGCACCUUUCCGGGCUCCUGAGUUGUGGGACUGCCCAAGCCAUGCCGAUAUUGAUGAAAGGACAGAUAUAUGGUCUCUUGGAUGUACAUUAUACGCAAUAAUGUAUGGCACAUCCCCAUUUGAGUAUGUGCUUGGCGAGUCAGGAGGUAGCUUACAGUUAGCUGUCAUGAAUGCCCAGAUCAAAUGGCCUUCCGAACUGAACCCGCACCAUCACCCUCACCCUCACCCUGAGAGCCUCCGCCAGUUCGUGGCAUGGAUGCUACAACCCCAACCUGCGAUGAGGCCAAACAUUGACGACAUAAUCAUCCAUGUAGACAAGUUCAUAUCCAAGUAUUCAUCCUGAAGUGUGAAGAAAUUGUUUGUGGAUCGACCUUUGUAAGUUUCUUCUUUUUUGGGUUGUAUUUGCCUUUUAUGUGAUGAAAUUCUGUAGAUUCAACGAUAAGUGUUACAGAUGCUCUUGUUCAAAUAUAGUUUGUUAUUUGCCUU